UCUUCCCUUUUCCCCUUCUACUCUUCCUUUCAUAUAGCAUUUUGAAAAUACUAUUUUGUUUUGUUUUAAAUUUGGUUUUAGGGUCUGAGAGCCAUUAUGUCUUCAAUUUUACCAGGUUUCUUAUCUCAACGGAUAGUUGCCAAUCAUUUACAGACAUUGGAAACUAGAUUCACUCCCUGGGACGACGCAUCAGAUAUAUUCUCCAUCUUUAAUUCACCGGUCUGUCCCGUGGAAGUGAAUCCCGCUGUUGAGAAAACAAACUCAUGUCACAAAAGCGACCCCUGUCCUGAUAUGGAAGACAGACCUUCUAACCUGACCGGUUUGAACGUUUUCUUCCCUAAAAAGGAUGAGCGGGAAAAGAAACGGAAAAAAUCAAACCGGGAAUCUGCUAGGCGGUCGAGGAUGAAAAAACAAAAAUACCUAGACGAUUUGAGAAGCCAGCUUAACCAGCUCAAUACCGAGAACCGAGAACUAGGAAACAAGCUCCGGUACGUUAUGCACCAUUGUCAAGGCGCGAAUAUGGAAAAUGAACGUCUACGAGUGGAAAACCAAAUUCUACAUGAGAAGCUGAUGAGCUUAAGACAAGCUUUGGUGCUGCGACAAAUCCAGCAGAGCUCAACGUGUGCCACUUGGUCGUGCGUUAACAGUACUGUUGUAACGGUCCAUCAGAAUCCGUCAAUGCUGAGAGAUCACGUAAUUUGAGAUUUACGAGAAUAAACUAUACUAUUCGUUGUCGACAUAAAGGAAAUAUGUACGAAAUACUAUUAGUAUUUUAUGUUUAGUUUGUAACUAAGUUUCCAGAAUCAAUGGAUAGGGUAUUUACUACUAAUUAGGUAAAAACUAUUAGUAUUUUUAGUGUUGUAAAUACGU
This is a messenger RNA of Brassica oleracea var. oleracea, 870 nucleotides long. Its product is annotated as regulatory protein opaque-2-like. Gene Ontology annotation, cellular component: nucleus. The coding region runs from base 97 to 702 and encodes 201 amino acids. The transcript has a single exon. NCBI's taxonomy places the organism in Eukaryota, Viridiplantae, Streptophyta, Magnoliopsida, Brassicales, Brassicaceae. The record is from RefSeq and is a predicted model, not a curated record. Gene Ontology annotation, molecular function: DNA-binding transcription factor activity; transcription cis-regulatory region binding. Gene Ontology annotation, biological process: positive regulation of DNA-templated transcription.